This is a messenger RNA of Oncorhynchus tshawytscha (Chinook salmon), 3442 nucleotides long. RefSeq names its product coiled-coil domain-containing protein 85C-A. NCBI's taxonomy places the organism in Eukaryota, Metazoa, Chordata, Actinopteri, Salmoniformes, Salmonidae. Gene Ontology annotation, cellular component: apical junction complex. The coding region runs from base 741 to 1886 and encodes 381 amino acids. The record is from RefSeq and is a predicted model, not a curated record. The transcript has 5 exons.
UACUGGUUUCUACUAGUCCCUGAUUGGUCGCCCGAACAAAUCUUUUUGAGUUGGUUGCGUCAAGCUUGAAGCUGACAGGAUGCUGAGAUCAGAGGGCGAAUUCCAACCUUGCUGCCUUGAUUGAGGACAUCAUUUGAUCAGAAUACUGUCACUUUAGUGCAUGUCGGCCUUGCUGGUAAAGGAGGAAUUGCUUUAUGAGCUCGUAUGCGCUUGUUAGCGUGAACAUUUCUGUCUUUUGAAUGAAUAUUGCCUGGCUAAAAGCAAACCUGCGCUGUGGACACAAAAGCUCUUAUAUUGCGAGUUGAUGCAGUGCUUGAUCAGCGAGGCUGUGGGAGAUCCUUUCAAGUAAUUCGGCGAAUCGGUCUGUCCGGUGCGUAAAAGCGGGCACGGUGUCUCUCCAAACUCCACUCUGAGAGCAUUUAUCGGAAUGAAAACGAAAAUAUGCUUUUUGCGAUUUUGCUGAAUUUGACAAGGGAAUUAUAUCUACGGUACGGCUGCUACCUGCUUACUUGCCUGCCUAUUUGGGUCACUUGCUUAGCUCCAACGCGUUUUUAUUAGGCUACAGAUUCCUGGCCUGUUGAAUUCAUCGUUAUCCUUCCUUCAUGUCGCAUUGGAAUAACUUAAUCUAUCAUGGAUUUGAUUUUCUUUACAAAGUCACCGUUUAGGCUCGGUUUAGACAUCCUAUAGACACUUUAGAGUUCAAUCGAACCUACGUAGAAGCGCAACACCAAGAGGGGAACAUGGACAGAAAUGCCCCAGACGGACCGUUGCUGGAUGACUUGAGCAAACUCACGGACGAGGAGCUCUCAAGACUCGGAAAAGAUGAGCUCAUCAGGAAGCUACGGAGAACGGAUAACGAGAAAAUGAACUUAAUGGUGGAGCACGGGAACAUGAUGAAAGACGUGAACCGGAGACUACAGGUCCACCUUCACGAGAUCCGCAGCCUCAAGGAGAUCAACCAGAAGCUGCAGGACGACAACCACGAGCUCCGGGAGCUCUGCUGUUUCCUGGACGACGACAGGCAGAAGGGCAAGACGCUGUCUCGGGAGUGGCAACACUUCGGCCGCCACACCGCCGGAUCGAUGUGGAAGGAUGUCGGGGUGUACCAUCAGAAGCUGAAGGAUCUGGAAGCCAACCAGGGCUCUGUGAUGCGGGAGAACCUGGAACUGAAGGAGAUCAUUCUGAUGUUGGAGGAGGAGAGGAACGGAGCCGGGUCACGGAGCUCUAUAGACUCCCAGUCCAGCCUGACCAACCUGAACGGGGGCACCAGAACCAUUAGGGACGUCGGGGACGGGAGUAGUACCUCCAGCACCGGCAGUGCCGGUAGUCCUGACCACAACCACAUACACACGCCCGCCGAGGGGAAGAUAGCGUCCCUGCGGAGGUCUAUGGACGACCUGUCGCCGCUGUCAUACAUCCACAGGAGCAUCCCUAAUGAACUGCAUGGUAACUACAUCAGGCAAAUGGAGACCAAGGUCCUGGAGGAUGACAACAAGCAGCUUCUAUCACAGCAGUCUAAAAGUGGUGAUCUGAAGAAUCUGAGGAAGGGCUUCUACCACUCUGAGUCUCAGCUCUCACAGUACCAGCAAGACCCACUGCAGAAUGGCUCUGGUAGGUCCCCCAGUGGUGAGCCGUCUCCCCCAGCAGACUACCUCCCAGUGGGCCAGAAGCCAGAGGCUGUGGUCCAUGCCAUGAAGGUACUGGAGGUCCAUGAGAACCUGGAGAAGAAGAUCCCUGAAGACUACGACGAAGACCUCAGUGAGAAGGAGAAGGCCAUCGUCAGGGAGAUGUGUAAUGUGGUGUGGCGUAAACUAGGUGACGCUGCAGGAUCCAAGCCUUCCAUCCGCCAGCAUCUCUCUGGGAACCAGUUCAAAGGGCCCUUGUAGUCCUUAAGACCACAUUAACCAGCGCACAGCAGCACUCAGAUGAGACAAACGGACAGACAGACAAAUUAACAACAACAACCAUGGACCCGCAGCACUGAGUGCACAAACAAGGGGCACAUCUCAAAUGACACCCUCCUAUUUUCUCAGCACUGUGUGACCGUGGCUAGAUGAUCCCCACAAACUCGAGCCUGAACCCAAACCUCUGUGCUUAGCCUCCCCUAACAUUGUCCCCUGGUGAAUAUAGGAAUGUAGGCUACCCACUUCCCACCUGACCUGGGUAGUGGGUACAGUAAAUCUCAGUUUAGAUCGGAUAAAAUAGGCUGCGCCGAUGAAGGGUUAAAAACAGCGGUUGGCAAUCCUAUAGCCUCUGACCACGUUGGCUCUCAUUUUCUGUUUAUUUCAAGACAAUUCUACAUGUUGAAUGACACACCGUUCGUCAAUACCCAGCAGGUAAUCUAGUGCCCACGGCCAGCGUUGGUUAUGGUGUCUUGUCAUUAAAGAGAAGGAAGAGGAGGAUAAACUGCCCCUUACAAUCAGUCACUACACCUGAGCUACAGUACUUUACCUGACCCUCUGCCAUCUCCAACCAACGUCUGUUUUGGUGUUUGUAAAUGUUCACCUACCAAGUGUUCAAGACUGACAACCACUCCAGGACAAACCAUUCUACUAUUCUCAAGUCAAGGCCCUGAUAUGUUCUGUUCUUGGCUUUACUUCCAUUACUUUUCCAUUCAACAGCCAACUGACUGGCAACUCCUUACAACAUAGAUGAGGACAAAUACUGGAAAUCGCAUGAUGUCAUUUCCUUCAGUGUAGAAUCACAAGCCAUAGGUUUAUACAACGUGAAACCUAGCUGCUGUAGGAUGCUGUUUAAUAAUGUAGUCCUCUUUUAUCUGAGAGAACUAUGUGUACAAAUGUAGACGGAAAUCCUUUCAAAGUGUUAAACUAAAUUCUAGCACUAAAGUAGGUUAUGUUUAACGAAACGUAGUGCUAUUUUUUUACCUGUUGUUUUUAGUGUUCAUGUUUGUUUGUGCCUCAAAUGGCAUCCUAUUCUUUAUACCAACACUAUAUAGGGAAAAGGGUGACAUUUGGGAUGCACACUUUAUAACUAAGUACAGAAAGUGGCACACCGAGUGCAGUUUCAUAAAUGUACUCCCAAGGCUGAAAGCUUAUAGCCUGGGGGCCAGUCUGCUUAGCCACUCCUGAAAACUCCUGAUAGAACUGUCAUGACAAACAUGACUACAGUGACAGCAAUGGAGUUGGUAAAAGCACAAACAGUUCUGGGACCAGACUAGAAGGCUGUCAUACUAUUAACUGAAACAUGAACUCAAGGGAAGGUUACGGUUCAUGCCAGAAAGUCAGACUCUUGCUAGAUGGAAGUGGGACUUUUCACUUACAAAUCUGCAGAUCUUAUAUAUGACAAUCGUUGAAACGGUUUGAAAACAACUUAUUUUGACCAGUCCUAAGUAUUCUCUAUGAGCUCUUGCCCAUUCAACCUCUGAAUGGCACACAUACACAAUCCAUGUCUCAAUUGUCUCAAGGCUUAUCCUUCUUUAACC